Gastrolobium bilobum is the source of this 1212-nucleotide messenger RNA. RefSeq names its product telomere repeat-binding factor 4-like. Bases 74 to 889 code for a protein of 271 amino acids. The transcript has 6 exons. Gene Ontology annotation, cellular component: nucleosome. NCBI's taxonomy places the organism in Eukaryota, Viridiplantae, Streptophyta, Magnoliopsida, Fabales, Fabaceae. Gene Ontology annotation, biological process: nucleosome assembly. The record is from RefSeq and is a predicted model, not a curated record. Gene Ontology annotation, molecular function: double-stranded telomeric DNA binding.
AACACUUCAUGCUUUAUCUGAAAGUGAAAGGAGGAAGAAGAAGAAGAGGGAAGGGGUAAGGUUUGAAUGUUGAAUGGGGAAUCAGAAGCUGAAGUGGACGCAGGAUGAAGAAGAUGCCCUAAUCGCUGGAGUGGAAAAGCAUGGCCCUGGGAAAUGGAAGAACAUUCUCAAAGAUCCCCAAUUUGCCCCUUUCCUCACUUCCCGUUCCAACAUCGACCUCAAGGAUAAAUGGCGAAAUUUGGGUGUGAGUAAUGGUGCUCAAGGGUCCAAAGAAAAAUCCAGGGUUCCCAAACUCAAAGCUCCUUCUCCUGCUUCCAGUGCCACUCUACAAAUUACUGCUGUGCCUCAGCAAACGGCACCUUCUGAUCCUUCUCAAAAUGACCAUGAUGUCAAAAAUCCUCCAAGGUAUAAUGCAAUGGUUUUUGAAGCUUUAUCAACACUAAAAGAUACCAAUGGAUCUGACCUAAAUGCCAUUGUUAGUUUCAUCGAGAAAAAGCACCAGGUUCCUCAAAAUUUCAGAAGAGCAUUAAGUACAAGGUUGAGGAGGCUUGUUAGUCAAGGGAAACUUGAAAAGGUACAAAAUUGUUACAAGAUAAAAAAGGAGGCCUCAUCAGGGACAAAAUCGCCUACACCGAAACAAAAGGAUGUCCGGCCACAACGGCCAUUGCCAGCCUCUGCUUUUAUGGCAUCUAAUGAGACAAUAAAGGAAGCUGCUGAUACUGCGGCCUACAGAGUGGCUGAUGCUGAAAGCAAAUCAUAUUUGGCCGCUGAGGCAAUCAAGGAGGCAGAAAGAAUCUCAUGGAUGGCUGAAGAUACUGAUUCAAUGUUACAGCUAGCCAAAGAGUUUUAUGAACAAUGUUGCCGCGGUGAAAUUAUCCCCUUGGCUUAAGUUGUUCAAUGCAAGGUCGAUAAAUAGAUUCCUCCUGAUUUCACUUUCUGUUUAUAAAAAUUUGUUGAUCCAAUGAUAUUGUAUUUCAACUUUUUUUGGGGGGAAUUUAUUUUAUCAGAUUCCUUUGGCAUUUUAAUUUCUUAUUGCGUGGCAUGUGAUGUUUAUAGGCCGAACAUGUCUUUAUGUAUUAAUAGUAACAGUCCACUGAAUCUAUCUGGAUUUGGAUCCAAUGUAGGAGUAAAUCUACGACAGGAGUAGGUACAUCCUUAUCAAAAAAGAAAAAAAUAGGGAUAUGAAAGGAAAAUUUUUUAAAGGUAAGGAUA